GUGAGUGCGGCAGUUUGAGAGAGAGAGAGAGAGAGAGAGAGAGAGAGACGGAAGAGAAAAUAAAGGACAAAACAGCCGAUGGGCAAUAGAAGAUAUUAGGAUAGUCGCUGUGCUGGUGAAGAAACUUAAUGGCUUUGAUACAAACAGAUCCCAACGGACUAAUCCCUCAAAGUGGCGUCAGAAAAGAAUGUCCAUUUUAUAAAACGGCGAACAUGCAGCCGAAGGACACGGAGUUCAGCACACACGGUCUCCCGAAAGCUUUCCUUCAUAGUUUACGAACUUUAUUCGAUAUCCUUGACGAUGGAAGACGAGGUUACGUUCACCUGUCUGAGAUUGAGAGUCGGUGGCGCGGCGCGGAGGCUCGCGAUUUACCUCCGGGAGUUCUGGAGAGUUUGAGGCGGGUCGCACCGCAUCACGGCUGCCUGACUUUCGAGCGGUUCGUUGCGGGACUUCGAUACUCGAUGUUCAAUCCCGAAAACGGCGGCAAAAUCGCUUCAAACCACCGCCAGCAGCUGAAAUCACAGCAGAGAGCCGGUACCGGGCGGCCGCUUGAAUGUAAAGUUCGGCCGCUUGGACCGAGUAACGGAUUAAACACAGUCCACAGUCGGAACAGACCGCACGAGAGCUCCACGUAUUCAGACAAACACAGCAGUUCUUCUCAUUACUCGGGGGUUUCGGUCGCAUCGAGAUCCGAGUGUCCGUAUCGAUCCGAUCAGAUACACAUCGAGCAGAACGCGCAUCAGGUCCGAUCCGCUGAAUCAGUCGCUCUGGAGUCUCCUGAUGGCCAAAAAACAGUUGAGAGCCUGGGUCUGCCUCGGUCACGCAGUGAAACGAUGACUGGCUUCACGAGGUCGCGACGACACAUGAGGAGCCGAGACGAGCAGCGGCGCCACACCGUCACAAAUGGAGUGGAUUAUGGAAUGCUGAAACAGAUGAAGGAGCUGGAGCAGGAGAAAGACUCGCUGCUGGCCGGGUUGGAUGUGUUGGAGCGAGCAAGAGAAUGGUACCAGACCCAGAUCCAUAACAUCACUGAGACGCAGAGACACGUCGGCCAGAGCCGCCACUCGACCGAGUUUUUGGCUGAAUCUUGUCAAAGUCGGUUGGAUGUUCUUCUGCCAAAACUACAGGAAGUCACACUCUGCCUCAGUGAUUUAAUUUCCUUUUCUGGGAAGACGUUCCCGUCCUCUGGCUCGCUGUCUGCUGGUGCGUCGUCCAGCACUGCUCCUCCUCAAGCCAUUCACACACUGAAGGAGCACAAUCGCCUCCUCACACAGGAAGUGACGGAGAAGAGCGAGCGCAUCACUCAGCUGGAGCAGGAGAAAUCUGCCCUGAUCAAGCAGCUGUUUGAAGCUCGCGCUCGCAGCGCUCACGACAGCAGUGCGCUCGACUCCACCUUCAUCUGACCAGCUUCAUCACUCCACCAAUGUUCACUUUGUGCCCAAUCACGCAUCUGAGGCAAAGUUUACAUGUUUUUCAGUGCAAUUUGAACAAUAAUGUCAGAGAAGCAACAGCACAAUCUAUGAUUGACGGAGGAGCUGUAGCUCGUCCAUGUUUACAGUCGGAUCUCACUCAGCUGAGACUACAUGCGCAAAAUACAUUAAAUAAGCAAUAAACUGGAUUCCAGCACAGUAAGAUCAGACGGCAUGAAUAAGCGCAUCGGUGCAGAUGCUGCAUUUAAAGUUACCUAAACAUUUCUUCUGGAUAGUCAAUGUGAAUGGAACUUUUAUCUGAGCAGGCGAUUAGUCAACAGUUUGGUGUAGAUCUUUCUUUUGGUUUGAUAUUUUAGUUGUGGUGCUUUAAUUAGCGUGCUGUGUUCUCUCUGGAAAAGAUUAUCUCCUUCAAAGCACCAGCUCUACAUCCAUACACAUGCAGACGUCUUUGGCUGUUUUUUGAGCAUCUCACCACAAGCAUUGCUAUUAAAGGUGUCUUGUGGAGUUAAAAAGACUUCUUUAAAAGUCGCAAUGUAAAAGUAGUAGCAGCAGAACUUUCUUCCGUGUUGUAAUGCACAUCUGAGUGAAACUGAUUAUGGGAAAAGAAAAAAUGUAGGGACUCGGGAGGGGCUUGGUUCUGUCCAGUGGUUGUUGAUUGGAUGGAGGUGGAUCUGAAAGUGAACAUUUGUUUGUAAGGGGCGGGGUUUAAGCGCACUAAAUGAUUGGAGAAGUCUGUCGUUUCACCGGACAUUAAAAAUAAUGAGGUCAAAAUGGAGCAAAAAGCACCUCAGGAACACUUAAUUAUGUUCCUGUCCAGUAAACUCCAUCUAGCUUUGAAUAAGAAACCAUAUGAUUAGGUUUUCUUUUAUCUCAAAGCAACUUCUUUGAAUGCAUCCGCUGUCAAAUGCCACAGAAAGUUGUUGAUUCUUCCAUCAGUUUGUACUGAAAAACACAAAAGCCUUUAUAAUCAGGGGUGCAUGUAACUGGUGCGCAUGAAGUGGCAAAAAUAAAUGAUGUGCUGCAGAAAAUAUGAAGGGACCACAGACUGUUAAAAAAAGAUGGACGAAGCACCUUCACCUUGUAGUAAGUGAAGCUGCCAGUGUGACAAUUUGGCGCUGACAUCCGCACAGUAGUGAGCGCAAAUUGGAGCCGCGAUAUCAAGGUCCCGCCCCCACCUCCGCAGAAUCGAUUAAUACUGCAGAACAGCUCAUUAUGUCGGUGUGAAAUAAACACUUCUGGAAAUGUAGAAAUUAAAGUUAAAGCUUUAAUCUCCUCCCGAAGAUCUAGAAAAAAGUACAUUGGUGCUUCAGUGACUACUUCGCUCAGAGAAGCUGUCAAUCUCAGCUGUCAAUCAUGACGUCAAAACCCAUGUUUUUAUAGCAUCAAAUAACUAAAUAUAAACAAACUUAUUUAUAACACUUUUUAACUAACAUCAGCAUGAAAAAAAUGCCUAAAAUGACAAGCCAUCUUUGGAAAAGAAAUAUUUGACAUGUAAUAUGUUUAGUUUGUCUCACGUCGCAUUAUAUUACAUGGAGAGGGUGGGGCUUAUGACCUAUAUUGCAUCCAGCCACCUGGGGGCGAUAGAGACGUUUUGGCUUCACUUUUCAAGACUUGUGCGGUACGCUUUGGAGGGACAGGGACACGUUUACUUAUUGGAGUAGGAUUUUUCUCUGGUAAGAAGGCAAUCAUGAUGAUAAGUGUGUUCAUUAAUUAUUAGGGGUGCAACAGAUCGCAGUUGAUCCGUGAUCCGUACGGACCAGGCCUCACGUUUUGGCAUGCAUGUGAUUCGCAGAUUAACUGCUAAAUUUAGCCAUCAUAGAGUUAAAGGACGUGUUUUUUUUUUUUUGCCAAUUUACACAUGCAAACUAUUUAGACGCGGAAGAAGAGGCAAAAAUCGACUCAUGCACUGUUAUCUGUGCGCACAGCUGCACACACCCGAGGCACACACACGCAGAGAGAUAGAGAUGUGUUUCAAACAGCGCUCGAACACCGAAUUGAUUCCUCUUUCGUGUUUACUUGAGCCGCAUACACACAAAAUUAUGUCAAAAUACCCGUCUUGGCAAGUCUGUUGGUUAUGGCAUAAGUGUACAGUUGAGAAAGAAACCGGAUGUGUGUCAGUAUGUUUGGUCAUAAAGUGACAGCAGCAUAAUAUUCCUUCUGUUGUCUGUGUCAUUAAUGUUAAUUAAAAAAAAAAAUACAGCUUUAACAAAUAUGAACCUAUAUUUAAUUUCUACGGUGAACAAAUAGUGUUAUUUUACAUUUAGGCAGCUUGUAGGAUAAGUGUGCUGUGUAAAGUACCAACAAAGUCCCUUUCAAGGAAAGUGUGUUCACUCUGCCGCCAUAUUUGCAACGCCUCCGUGCAGCUAUUUCGGGUAUUUAAGACCAAGUCCAAGUGGGGGAAUCCUGAAGUCUCAAAAACUGCUUGGUGAACUCACAAUUAAAUAACAUAUUUCAAAUUAGCAACAAAAUCUGACAUGAACCAUCCCAUAAAUAUUGUUUCUUAUGCUCAAAUAGCAUUAAAAAAAGCUUAUUUUUCAGGCUUGACAAGCCAAUGCACAAGUGCAGUCCUAAACUAAGUCUCUGGUUUAUAUGGGAACCAGAGCUUCUAACGGCAGCUGCAGUGACGCGAUGACUUUACCAAUCAGCGAUUGGCUCUUUUACUUAGAAGGUGGGAUGUAUUCUGCCAUAUUGCGUGUUGCAGUUUCUCCCAUUCAUAACUAAAAAGAGUGAACCGUCUUUCUAUAUCUAUAGUCUUAGAUACCAAGUAGCAUCUCCAGGUGCUCCCUUGAGAUCCAGACCAAAAAAGUUAUGUGCACCCCUGUUUAUAAUAAUGGAAGUCAUUCUAGAGGGUUUAAAAGCAGAAAUGUGAAGCUUGUGUUUGUUUAAGCACUUAUAUUAAUUCUUUAGUAAAACAUGAGUGGUAUUUACAUCAGUUUUUUUGAUGCAGGACUAAUGAGUCAAAAUGAUUGGCUGUGGUAAAUGACAGCAGCUCACAGACACCCUCUACAGAUACUGUUAAAAAUUGACCUGGAAUACUCUUAUUCUCACUUUUACUCCCUUCUGCAGGAACUGUGAAUGCUUUAGUUUGAUUCAUUGAAUGCUCAUUUUCACUCCAUGUGUAUCUGUUUGCUUCUGUGACUGAUGGUUUCUUUCAAUAGAUUUCAGCUUUUUUUCCAGUUCAGCAGGAGUAAAGAUUAUUUGAAUCUGUUGGAUAUUUUGUGAUUUUCUGAAUGACUACAGCAGUGACUUAUCCGAAUCAUUUGCAUCUGAGGGCUAAAUGCUUCCAAUAUAUAUUUACUAUAGCCAAAUAUAAGCGCAGCGUGGCAUGAAAGUGCAUUUCGGACCUGAAUGAUGUGAACGUUACUUAAAAAAACUUCAAGAAAUGCCUGAUUCAGUUUCAGAAGGUCAAAAUGAGAAGGGAAGGAUGUUUGUGGACGUGUUCUGGACUAUUGAAUAUGUUAUUGCUAUCAUCUAAAGAUGGUUCAUGACGGAUGGAGGAUGUUUGUGGGGUUCAAGCACUGAAAAACAGGACGCUGUGAAGUUCAUUUCAAUCAAGUGAAUCAUUCAAAUGUGAAACCUCAGUCUGUCCACUUUCGUCUUGCCUUGUUGCAGGCCGGUGUUGAAGCAUUUAUACCUGUGUGAAAAACAGAUUUGAUGUAAUGAAUAGCAUUCUGUUUAUCUCAACUCUCAUUUGUUUAGCAUAUGUAAUCCACACCAGUCUUGAUGCUUUUCCAUUAUUAAACAAGCCUUUCAGUA
Megalobrama amblycephala (Wuchang bream) is the source of this 5186-nucleotide messenger RNA. RefSeq names its product suppressor APC domain containing 2 (gene sapcd2). Bases 129 to 1403 code for a protein of 424 amino acids. The transcript is spliced from 6 exons. Lineage: Eukaryota; Metazoa; Chordata; Actinopteri; Cypriniformes; Xenocyprididae. The record is from RefSeq and is a predicted model, not a curated record.